AUGGCUGAUGUUUUCAGAAGCCUGAACCUCCUAGAGACCAUCAAAGAGUCCAUAGAGCUCAAUAAGUUAUCAGAUGUCAAGGAUGCAGUGGAAGAUCUCCUGAUCAGCAGGAUCAACUUAGCUGUGAUGGGGGCCCGUGGGGAUGAAAAAUUUGCCUUUAUAAACUCCCUCCUUGGCCUCGGUCCUGGGGACGACGGAGCAGCUCCGUCUCCAUCAUCUGUUGCCCCAGAGGAAUUGGCAGUUUACCCAAACCCUAAACACCCUGACUUUCGCCUGUGGGAUCUGCCACCUGUCCCAUCCGCCUCUCCAUUUGAACCCGAGGGAUACAUGGAUAGAGUUAAAUUCCCCCGCUAUAAUGCCGUCUUAAUGACAUUCACACAGACGCCCCAACCCAACAGUGUGGACGUGUUCUUGGAGGCCCGGUCACAGCAGCGGCAAACAGUGUAUUUUAUUCUCUUAGCUUCAGCAAAAGACACAGAAAAAAGCCUAGAAGAAAAGAGGAAAGCCAGUCUGGAAGUGCUGACAUCUCAGGGUGUGACGCUGCCUAAAGUCUACCUGGUGAGACCCUCCACCCUGGAGAACUUUGACUUCCCCGGCCUGUUGGAGGACAUGGGAGGAGACCUUCCAGAGAUCCGAGCCCACGCCCUUCUCUUGGCUCUCCCGACCCUUACCUCCACUCUGGUCACUCAGAAAAAGGAAGCAUUCAAAGCCCUAGUAUGGGCAGCUGCCUCGUUAUCUGGUGGGGUGUCGGCUAUUCCUGUUCCCUUUGUGGCCUCCAUGGUGGACUCGAGUGUCGCAGUGCGGAUUCUAACCAAAGCACAAUUAUCUCUGUGCCUGGACGAUGAUUCGGUCGAGCGACUGGCCCGACAGCGGGGCAUGGAACCAACAAGACUUAAAGGGCUGCGGACUUGUGUGUUGUCAGUGGAGGUUACUAAAGGUGAAGUGAAAAAGCGGCUGGCAGCGACAGAAAAAGACUUGGCCACGGUUUCAUCUAAACUGGUGGAGAUGGCGAUGCCCGUUCAUGCCCGUUCUGCCAGCCGCUCCUUCUCUGCCAUGCUGCAAGCAUUAAACAGCGCCAUGGAUGAAAUGGCAGCUGAUGCUGAGAAGAUAGUGGCUGUUGCUCUUGGGGAGGGGAAGUAA
Messenger RNA from Perca flavescens (yellow perch), 1140 nucleotides. RefSeq names its product immunity-related GTPase family, q2 (gene irgq2). Lineage: Eukaryota; Metazoa; Chordata; Actinopteri; Perciformes; Percidae. The transcript has a single exon. Gene Ontology annotation, cellular component: membrane. Gene Ontology annotation, molecular function: GTP binding. Bases 1 to 1140 code for a protein of 379 amino acids. The record is from RefSeq and is a predicted model, not a curated record.